This is a messenger RNA of Ceraceosorus bombacis, 504 nucleotides long. The record is from the annotation of a GenBank genome assembly. Lineage: Eukaryota; Fungi; Basidiomycota; Exobasidiomycetes; Ceraceosorales; Ceraceosoraceae.
GGAUGCUCGCUGACCUCAAUCGCAGGCACAGCCUCAUGUCCACUUGCUCUUCUCCCCCUUCCGUCAAGCGAUACCCAGCACGUGCACUAGAAAGACACACCACGACUCCACCAGAAGCCAUCCCAACGACCUUUCUCGCGCCAUCGCUCCAAAAGCGUGUGGUGAUCAAAGCGCUCACAUCAUCUGCAACUCCGCGCGAUACCAGUACAAGACCUGCACAUCAGACUGCCUGCAAGACGCAUUCCAGCAACCCUGUUCCUGAUCGAUCCUUCUCCACUACAACAACAUGCGUCACCUAAGAUAGAGUGGAAACGUAACGUCUGUUCCCCCACUCGUGCGGUUCCACUAUAACAAGCCCUCUGUAAUAUUGUACGACACUUGCCCGUGGGCCAUCACGGAUCCCAAGAUUGCUGCCGCACCUUCGUUCGGAGCUACGGCGCUGCAACGACCGGGUCGCGGGCUACCCUGACGACGAGGGUAUCGCCAAGUAAUGAGCAUGCAGAG